This is a messenger RNA of Xiphophorus couchianus (Monterrey platyfish), 8990 nucleotides long. RefSeq names its product junctional cadherin 5 associated a (gene jcada). The transcript is spliced from 5 exons. The record is from RefSeq and is a predicted model, not a curated record. Lineage: Eukaryota; Metazoa; Chordata; Actinopteri; Cyprinodontiformes; Poeciliidae. Gene Ontology annotation, cellular component: adherens junction; ruffle membrane. Gene Ontology annotation, biological process: positive regulation of blood vessel endothelial cell proliferation involved in sprouting angiogenesis. Bases 267 to 5081 code for a protein of 1604 amino acids.
AGAGCUGUGCUGUAGUAAAGAGGGGCUGUUCCCUCAGCAGAUCCCAGCUCAGCUCAGUCCGUCCAGACCAGCGGCUGGGUUGAAAGCUGGGGACUAGGCGGCGACGCAGCGACGCAUUUCACAGUGAUGGCCUCCGCUGUGCAGCUGUGCCGGUAAUCCUGCCGGUGUGUGUAAGGGAAGAAGAGGAGACGCCUUGAAAAGCAACCUUCCUAAAGGCAGAGAGGGGGUGGGAGGAAACACCAGCACCAGCAGAAGCAAAUGCCACCAUGUACAGCGUGGAGGACCUCCUCAUCUCUCAUGGAUACAAACUGCCCAGACAUGCCGCCUCCUCCACCCCUACGCCAGUCCCCGCAUCGUCAUCUGCCCGUCAACCACCCUCUUCCUCGCCACCGUCCUACAGCAAACACCACGAAAUCCUGGAGAACAGGUCCGGCCCCAGGACAGUGAACGGCUACGAGCGGGGGCCCGCGUCGGCCAUGGGGAACAGCGGCGGAACAAGGCAGCCCCAGGUGUACGUCGGCGGCUGCCCCAGCAACAACAAUGAACCCAGGGAGGGGAGCCAGCCGAAACGAGACGGUGAGAACCGGGGCCAAACCGAUACCCACUCCUUGGGGGAGUCGCUGACGUCGGACAGCGGGUUUUGUGAUGGCAACAGAGGCCCACAGCCACAAUCCAAGGAUGUUUCAUACUGGAGGAGGAGAGGACAGGAUUUCAGCGUGCUGCUGGACUACGCUGACAUCAGGGAACCCCAUGGAAAGGGACAGGGAGGGUACAGCAGGCCAGAAGGGCCUCAGCAGGCCAGAGGUCAAGAGCUCUCUGUGGAGGACCGUCAGAGAGCAGCUCAGGAAAGGCAGCGCUGGGCAGCCCACGCCCAAGCCCAAGCCCUGGCCCAGACACAGGGCCGCUCUAGAGAAAGGGAGGCCGCCCUCCAGGAAUGGAGGAUGGCAACUGAGAGGAAAUGCCAGAGCCUGGGGACGGAGGAGUGGCACCCAGCUGUGAGCUUCGGCCGUCAGAUGUCUCAGAGCGAGGCGGAGCGUUGGGGACAGGAGCAGCAGCGACUCCAUGCCAGAACGCCGGAGGGCAUGGUAGUCCACCCCAGGACCAAAGCUAAGUCCCAGUCUCUGCCCAGAGUGUUGCAGCCCGAGAGCCUGCAAUACGUGGACAUAGCAUUGUCUGGUAAGGAAAUGUUCAGGCGGGUCAACGGCCACCCGCUGACCCACCAAGACUUUUACCGAGCACCUCGCUGGCCAGAAAACGGGAGGCCGGCCAGUGCCAACCAACUCUCAAUCACACCAAAGGCCCGCUUCACCCGACCCCCCAGACCUCCUUCUUACGAGAUGCACCAGCAGAUCAGGGGAAGCUGCGAGAUUCUGUCCGGCAGAGAGUCAGUGACCCCCAUGGCAAGAGACAGAACUCCCAUCCCCACAUCGAGAAGUAAAGACCCUCAGUUGGACUAUUUUGCACAGGAUUCUCGGCCUCCGGGGUAUAUCCCUCCUCCGUCUUAUAAAAGAGCUCCAAUAAUGGGAGGGGCGUUCCGAGGAUAUGGAGAUGUUCUUUUUGAGUACAGGUACAGAGGGGAUAUGUAUCCACAGGUACAAGUGGCUCCUGAUGGAUCUCAUUGGUUCAUCAGGCAUCCAGCUUGUUCCUGGCCUGGUCCCCACAGAGACAGAAGUUCAUCCAGCCAGAAGCAGCUUUACCCUGUGUAUUCGACCCAGGAGUAUUCAGGAGGAGGAGUUCAGUAUAUCUCCUUUGAUGAUCCUCGCAUUCGUCACAUUUCCUCAGCUCUGGGUGGUAACUCUCUGACGGACGCUGACAAAAUCCGCCACAUCCGUAAUGAGCUUCCCAGCGUCACCGUAUCAGAGCCUGCACCCGACGACAGUGCCUUUUUGCCCCCGCCACUGGGGCCUUUCGUCUCUGCCAAACUGGCAGGUGAAAAUAACCAGACGUCUUCUAGCAAUGUGGACAAUGAAAAUAAAAGGUGGCGAAGUGAUUUGCACAAAGACUCUAUAAGUAACUUCCGAGCACCUGACCAAAACUGCAACAACAGACAUCUCAACACUCUACCAUCGCCGUCGUCCCCCUCUUCAGCUUUUCAGCUCCCAUUAACAAGGACCUUUUCUCGUCAGGGGUCCAGUUCGGACCAGGUCUUUGCAGAAACCAUCACACAAGUAAAGACAAUUGUUCCAGAGUCAGGACAAGAAAUCCAAAGGAACACCAAAAGAAGAGUGAGUGAAACCAUUUUCUGCCUCGUGUCCGUCCCCGUUCACACGCCGACAAACAUUAAUAAAGGCUUAGCAGCUGAUCAGAACAAUAAUGAGGCAAUGCCAAACCUGACCGUUACGAACACUGACACUUUUGCUGUAGGUCUCAAAGAAAGCCCCAACAUCCGUAGCAAGUCUGUGAAUGAGAUACCUAUCAAGUCACACUACUCUCACUACCACACUACCAGCACGUCCUCAAUGAGGAAUUACAAAAGAGCUCCUUUAAGAAAGGAGGUCAUAGACGCCUGGGUACUUCAAGCAAAUGAGGACAAAGAGUUAGGCUAUGGUGGAUCUUGGCCUGGAAACCAAUACCGUAACCAGGAAACCCAAACAGGCUCACCCGUGACAGGUUUUAAAAGUCCAGAAACCCAAAGCCCCACCAAGAGACAGGAGGCUCUUCAUUCAGCCUCAGAUACAACUAUGGAUAGUGCCUCCUCUUAUGGAUACCCAAUGACGGGUCAAAAGAACCUUCAUCUUUCCAGUAACAGCGCCUUCUCCCGUCUUAACCUAAGCCCAACACAAACAGAAUCACUUCAGCACACACAACAGGACUCAUCAUCUCCUACCAAGACACAUAAUCAGGGAGAACAUCAGUUAUCUUCUCCUAAGAAGAGCAGUCCACCUGAAAGUGAAGAACAACUGGUCUUUGGGCAAUUUCUCUUGAAGCCAGUGAACCGACGACCCUGUGACGCAAUUGGUGAAUUGGAGACUAUUAACAAAGAGAUGGAAGAUACGAUUAGCAAAAGACCAAAUGUGAGUCGAUUUAAAAAUGACAGUGUGGAUGAAAGACUGGCUUGUUUUAAAUCAGGAGAACAUUUCACUGGUGGGCCAGAACCAGGCCGGGAAGCAAUUAGUCUCCCACCAAUGCACAUCGAAAGGCCCAAUAAUAUAAAAAAGCGAUCAAAGUCCUUUGCCUCUAGUGCUGAUCUAGAAUCGAUGGAAAUGCGUGGAACUUUCUCCAAGCCACAGGCCAAUAACAUCCCACUAACAAGUAAGCAGUCCCCUCUUCCCAAACCAACCCGAAGCAACAAUUUUCUCUUGUCUUUUGUCCCCCCUUGCAGUGAUUCAAACCAUCUCUACAGGCAGGACAUCCCAGUUCCUCAAGAGUCCUUGUUGAGGGAUGUGGGGCUUACUGUCUAUACAGAAACUCCUGGUGGUCCUGGAGAGCCAAUGCAGCGCUCACUUUCAGUCCCAUCUCCACUCAAUCAUAAAGAUCAUAGUCAGUCCGUGACAGCUCUUGUGAGAAGUAGUGGCAGCUUUGAGCACAAUUCAAGAGAAGAACUUGAUCGUAACUUGAAAGGACACUCUAAAUCAGACCUCUCACCAUAUGGUGGUGAGUCAAAGGUCUGCGGAAUAGACAGGGAAAGUUGCAUAUCGCCUGAAAAAGGCAACUUGCUACAUACUACAAGACGGACAAUGGAGGUGUCUUAUGCGUUUAGAGAUGAUGAUAAUGAUGAAAGAUAUGCGCUCUCUGAACCUCUAACAUAUAAAAAUGACUCAACAAUAGCAGAUAAGCACUUAGAGAGCCUACUUAUUCAGGAAAAAGCUAACACUUUGCCUACGGAAGACCUCAGCAACCUGUAUGAGGUGAAAUUUGCAAAAGGAAUCCCUGAAAAUGAGUCUAUAGAGGAGAGGGCUGCAAGGAUCUUAGGUAUUACUGUUCCAGUUGAGGCUUUAUGUGUUGAAGACAAACAGUCUGAUGACGACGAGCCUGAAAUAGACACUGCUUUGGUUGACAAACAGCUAAGUUCCAAUGAAGAAACACAGCAAGUAACAAGAGCGAUUGUGCAAGUCCAAGAGGGAUCCCUGAUAGUCCAGGGACCAGAUAUGGAGGAGAUCAAGGAGACAGGGUCUAGAGUGGUGCAAGAGGAAGAAGACAGACUAAAGCACACAAAUGACCACAAUGAUGGCCAGCAGAAUCAGGAUACAGAAACUCCAUCAGUUCUAGACAUCCCCGAGUUCCCACCAAGUAAGCUUCCUCUGUCCCUACCCGUCACACCAGACAAGACCUUAUCACUGAGCAUAUGUAGUGGGGAGAAGAAAGGGAGAGGCGGAACAUGCAAACUUAUUGAAUCGCUGCAAGAUAAGCUGAACUGUUCUGCAGCUUCAUCUGCUGCUGCUUCGACUGGGUUGACUACAGACAGAAUGGCCCGUCUUAAAGAACUGGACUCUGUGUCUAGAAUAAGACGUCUUAGCCUGAAAACCCCAGAGCCUGUACAGGAACCAGAAUCUAAAGUAGUAGAAGAUCUAACAAUGAAAGUUUGUAACGAGACAAGGGAGAAUGUUGCGCAGCAAGGCGUUGACAAGGAGGAGCAGGAAGAGAAUCGAAAAAUAAGUCAAGAGGAAAGCCAGGAUGAAUGUGUCAGCUUAAAGAAGUUUGAAGAACCAAAAGAAGUGGCUGAUGAAAUCUGUAGGGAAGAGCAAAGACAUUUAGAGGUGGUACAUGACAUGACCGAUGAAACUGGACAAAAGGCAAGCAUCGAGAUAAAUGAAGAGCAUUUUAAACAUGAAGCUGAGGAAAGAAUGAUGGAAUUGAGAAUUGUAGAAGAUGUUGAAAACACCUCGGAGAACGUGCCAGAAGCAUUGGUCUGUACAGCUGAGACUACCAAACAUGCAGAGGAAGGAAAGUUACCAAUACCAAAGCAGCGCACCAAGCUCCAGAAGCCUCCUCUGCUUCCUAAACCUCGCAGCGUUCCCAAGAGAGAAAUCACUCUGCCACUGAGCUUCAGUACCGGAACCUGUGGCACCUCUGAUGUGGAGGAUGAAGAAAUGCUCUCUGUCUCAGACUCAUACGACCCCAGUCGAGUAGAAAGGGUGUGACCUCCAACCACUGCCUUCACCACUGUGGAAAUCUGUUUUUUUCUCCCAUUAACAGCUUUUUUACCACCGACAAAGACUUCCAUCUUGCCUCGUAGCUCAGUCGGCUCUCCCUCCCACCUCCUUCCAACGUCUCCAAGAACCGACUGUCCUGGUGCUGAAAGAGCAUUUUUACAGCCAAUAAAAGCUACAGCUGGGUGCUGCUUCUUUAGGUCGUAUCAGACAUGUCACCCCGUCGUCUUCGCCUCUAAACCAAGAGGCAAGAACUCAAGCAAGUGGACUUCCUCCUCUCAGAAGUCGUCUUUCCGUUUCAGAAGAAUGUGUGUCGUUGAUUCCCGUCCGCACUUCUUGGGAGCUUCCUUGUCGAAACCUGAAUGUAAGAGUGCUUCUGUUUAUCGAGCGAGCAAAAGAAAUGUAACAGAAAAAAAAACCACACACGCCCACAAGGUGACAGUAUUGCAUUACAAUCAGUAUUAACCUACACCAAAUGUAAAUAAAAGAGUUAUAAGAUUUUAUUAAGAUUAUAAAGAAAAAAAUAUCAAUCUAAGACAAUACAUUGAAAUGUAUAUUUUCUUAUGUAUGUUGAGAGAUUAGAUUUGUUUUUCAAAGUGUAAUCCUUACGUGUAUGAGCAGUAAUGAAACUCCUAACCGUUUUUGUUCCCCCCUCCUAUACGUGUGUGAUCGAGAAUGUACUAAAAGAGUUUGGGUUGCAAAGAGAAACACUGUGGUCCUUGAAUAGUUUCACUCAAGAGCAAUAUAGUCGUCAUAUACAGGGCAUAAUACCAGUAGUAAAGUCUAUUUCAAGGAGCUAAUCUCAUUUGCUUUGAAGCUCUACCUUUAGGUACAAGUGUUAGAUUUGCACUGCGGAGAUUAUUGGCUCCGUGUUAUUCCCAAACACCUGGUAAUCUCCUCACGUACUCGGAGAUUACGCUCAGAGCGAUCCCCCUUUGUUCGCUCGCAGUAUCAGCAGCCUCACUGUGUUAGAAAUGUCUUUAGUUAAACCGCAUACUGUUCCAAGAAAAAAAAAAGUCAUUCCAUGCGUAAUGUGUGGCAUUAAGAGAUCUGUACAUGCAGUUCUGCCGAGAAGUUUACAUCUUAACUUUGGGCUUUUAAUGAUUUAUUUCAACCAGGUUUUCCACCAGAGCGACUAACUUUAGAAAGGGAUUUAGGUGCCUGGGUUUGAAUAAAAGGGUCAAAUUAUAUGUUUGCAGGCUCAUAUGUAUCCACAUGCUUUGACUAAUCUUUGGUUAAAUUUACCUCAAGCAGAAACUUGUCAUGGCCAAAACCACGUUUUUGGCAUAACUUUGGCCUCUUACCAGCAAUGGUUGUUUUCUAAUUGAUGUUAGGGCAUUAAAGGCGUUUAUUGGUAGCCAUCUUUCUUCCAUUUCAAAAUCAGUGUUGGUGCAUCAAGCUACUGUCAGCAAGUUUCAGUCGUCUAGUUGUUAUUUGAGAUGCAUUUGUAGAAUUUGGAACUACCUCUCUUUCUUCACACACCAGAACCACUGGCAGCAGAGCGACAGCAUCGUGUUGCUGCCCCUUCUAUGUUUAGUAUCAUAUAAUUGCGCAAUUUGACGUUUUCACUUAAUGGAAAUGCGGCAAGUUAAAAAAAACAACUAAUUUUUGAUGAAAGGUUUUGGUGCUAGGAUGAGGUGUUUUUAUUUGGCAGUAGCGAAACUGCAAUGGAAAGACUUUUCUCGCACCACAUGAUCAACAAGCAGAUGUAGCCGCUGGCACAAACCAUGAAGAAGAAAACGGCAGGAAGUGGUAGGAGGAUGAUGGGGUAACAUGUUUUAUAAAUAUUGUGUGAAUAAACAUAUUCACGCGUGAUUUUGUGUUUUUUAGUCAAUGAAAACAUUUCAAAAGUUGUGUCUUUUCAACACAAUUUCACAAGAUUUGUCAAUAUUUAGCGAUAUUGACGAAGUUUUGCCCACGUUUGCAAUAGAAGCGCAGCUCAGUUUUUGUUCUGUCUGACCCUAAAAUUCUCCAGAAUUUAUUUGAUUUGUUCAUGUGAGAAACUAGCGGGGAAAAAACAGCCAUGUUUUGAAGGUGUUGAAUAUGCAGACUGGUAUAAUUGUUGGUUGGUAACCUGUUAAUCAGUGGUAAUGUAAAAAUCUUUCAAUUAUGAACAGUUACACCGAUAAUACAGCAAUAUCCAGUUUAUGGUGGGUUUGAGUUUUGUUGGUGUCUGGGUUGUUCCUGACCAGUUUUCGUUGAUCCGAGGGGUACAGUGACCCGGCAAACUGAUUUGGAGUCGUAUCCGAAUAACUUACACACAAAUUAAAUAUAUUUGUUGAAACAAAUAGUCUUAGUUGUGAAUUUCUUUUUUUAAAGGUUGCAUUGGCUCUACAGGCCUUUAUUUGAUAGUGAACUGACAGGAAAGUGGGUAACAAGAGAAGGGGGAAGACAAAGCGGCAAAGGUCAUCAGGCCUGCAACCUGCAUCAAACCUGCAACGGCCACAACAAAGACUAAGACCUCCAUAUGUGGGUUGUGCUAAACCCCUGCACCACCACAGCAGCCCUAGUUGUGUAGAAAUGACUCCGAAAACUUUCCAAUUCUUGGUUGUUCCCUUGGACGUUUCCAUUGUUCUUAGUAUUGGUUUUCCGUUGAGUGCUGCCAAACGAAGACAGCAUAGAACUUAUGCACCUUAUUUUUCUUAUUUUUUUAAAAAUUAUUGAACCUGUAUGUUGCAUAAAUAUUCCACAGAGUGGCUACAAUAAAUCAUUAAACGCCCAAAAAAGUGCUCUGAUAUUCAAAGCCCGGGAUGGGUUUAUGCAAACAUCCGACUGGAACCGUUGAGAUUUCCUCGCCAGUUUGUUGCGUUUGUGUUGUUUUUUGCAGAAAGACAGAGAUGUAGCGCUGCAGAUCGCAGUGUGCCUUGUACACACUGUCUCAGUGGAGAUGUUUGUCUGGUGUCCCCUGUCCAGUUUGGGCAGCAGCAACUCCAUUUCAUCUCAACAGAUAAGACACGUGAAGUUGUUUAGGCAAUAAUAGUAUUAAGCUAAAGACGCUUAGUAACGAUGCUGUACAGAAUCUUGCUGUUGGAAUACUAGUCACGGUAUCAUAAGUUGAUGCUGACAUAUCAGUAUUGUAAAAGUUGCGGGUAGACCUGGCAGUUGGUUAGCAAUAGAAAAAAAAAAUGGACAAACAUGCCAAACCGAACUUUAUGCUAUGCAUUGAAUUUUUUUUUUUUUUUUUUUUUGGAUUUUUUUUUUAAACUAGCAAAGUUCAAGGCUAAAAUGCUAUUAUCCACUUUGCUUGUGCAACCAUAUUACUCUGUGAUCCAGCUGUAUUAAACUGUGUGGUAAAAGCCUGUUUGGACCGGCGUGAGGCUUGCUUGGAAGCAGCUCUGUCGGCGGUUCACAACCAGGUUCCGUGCCGGUCGGUCCGGGCUCCAGCUCAGUAUUCCUGCACCUCCGUGCUCCAGGUGAGGCGUUAUCCGGUUCAUCCCCGUUAGGUCUUUUUGUACCGCGACGUCUUUGUAACAUAAUCUAGACAACUGGUGCACAUCCUGCUUUGAUAUUUUCUAUUUUCAUACAGAAGUAUGUACAGCUUUUUUUUUGUAAGUGCCGCAUCUCUCCUUCCCUCCCCUCUUUAUUUCGGUGCAUGUAACAACGCAACAAGCCACAGAGGAGGUGUAUUUGAAUAUAAUAAUUGCAUUUGGUACAAUAUAGUCUAUCCAAUAAACAACUGUUAUAUUUCAUACAAUGUAUAUUUUAUUUUACAAAAUGUUAAGCUACAUAUUUAAAACAGAACAAGGUAUUUUUAGAUUAUUGUGAAGGCGGAGAUGUUUUCGGAGGCCCAGUAUUUGUCCGUACUUGGUAUGAUUAUUGAGGCUGAUCAGAAAUCGAGACAAAUCUGUGCUGUUGUACCCGUGCUACAGACUGUUCAUAAAUAAAAGUCUUUGCAUGAAA